This is a messenger RNA of Cetraspora pellucida, 144 nucleotides long. The record is from the annotation of a GenBank genome assembly. Lineage: Eukaryota; Fungi; Glomeromycota; Glomeromycetes; Diversisporales; Gigasporaceae.
AUGAGUUGUAAAAACACAAGUAAUAGUUUUAGAUAUAAAGAUCUUAGAAAUAAGGACAUUAAUGUUAGAGCUUAUAAAGAAAGAGAAGAUAUUAGAAUGCAACUUGACAGCAAUAGCAAAAAAAAUGCUUAUUUUAAGGUUUGA